AGGUUGGUCUUGCGAAAAAUCGAACAUAGUCAGGUUGGACUCGGUUCUCGCUCGGCAAACCUCGUCGCGACUCGCACCAUUUUUCGUUUAUAUCUGAGUCUGGUAGCUAGCUUGUAGCCAGCUAGCUAUCCAGCUAAUGCUGAGCGAGACUUCUCAACUAAGAGUGGGAGGCUACACCUGGCAGACGAAACCUGAGUGAAAAUGUCGGACGUUGAGGGAGAAAGUAAUCGUUCGUCCGUCCCGACGUGUCCGAGCACUUCUCUUAACGGCCCUAGUGUCAGCUCAACACCGGGCAUUGGCGGUUGCCAGACAGACACCACCGUUACUUCGGGCCCACGACUGGUUCGGAUAAUCAAGUCUGACGCUGGCUAUGGUUUCAAUGUACGGGGACAAGUGAGCGAAGGUGGACAACUACGGAGCAUAAACGGGGAAUUGUAUGCCCCGUUACAGCACGUCAGUGCUGUUUUGCAAGGAGGUGCUGCGGACAGCGCUGGUAUCUCGAAAGGAGACCGUAUUCUUGAAGUGAACGGGGUGAACGUGGAGGGGGCCACCCACAAGCAGGUUGUGGACCUGAUCCGUGCGGGGGAGAGGCAGCUGGUCCUGGCCGUGCUCUCCGUGGCCCCCCAGGAGGCAGACUGCAUGGACCCGGGGGAUGACGGCUCGGCCCUGUCCUGCUACGACUACUCCGACAAGCAGGCGGUGCCCAUCUCUGUGCCCACCUACAAACACACCGAGCUCAACCAGGAGAAGUUUGUGGUAUAUCAUGUGCACAUGGCAGGAAGGGAGUUGUGCUCGAAGCGCUACAGGGAGUUCUCUGUUCUGCACCAGAACCUGAAGAGGGACUUUGCCUCCUACGUCUUCCCCAAGCUGCCGGGGAAGUGGCCCUUCUCCCUGUCUGAGCAGCAGCUGGACGCACGGCGCAGGGGUCUGGAGGAGUACCUGGAGAAAGUGUGUUCUGUGAGGGUGAUUGGGGAAAGUGACAUUAUGCAGGAGUUUUUGUCGGAGUCUGAUGAGAACUACAAUGGAGUAUCUGACAUCGAGCUGAGGAUAGCCAUGCCUGAUAAAACCACAGUUACUGUCAGAGUUCGCAAGAACUGCACCACUGACCAGGUCUACCAGGCUGUCAUCAUGAAAGUAGGAAUGGACAGUGUAACAGCCAGUUACUUUGCUUUAUUUGAGGUCAUCAACCACACCUUUGUGCGUAAGCUGGCCCCUAACGAGUUCCCUCACAAGCUGUACGUCCAGAACUACACGUCGGCGGUGCCAGGGACCUGCCUCAGUCUGCGCAAGUGGCUGUUCAGCUCUGAAGAGGAGGCUCUGUUCACACACCAGCUGGCCGUUACAUACUGCUUCUACCAGGCGGUGGAGGACGUGAAGAAGGGCUUCAUCAAGGCAGAAGACAAGACCUACCAGCUGCAGAAGCUGGCGGAACAGAAGAAGAUGGCCAUGUAUCUGAGCAUGUUGCGAGGCUGUGAGGGCUACAAUGAGAUCAUGUUCCCUCACUGCUCUUGUGACUCUCGCCGCAAAGGCAACGUCAUCACGGCCAUCAGCAUCCAGCACUUCAAACUGCACGCAUGCACAGAGGAGGGCACACUCGAGAGCCAGGUGAUAGUGUUUGAGUGGGGGGAGAUGCAGCGCUGGGACACGGACGAGGAGGGCAUGGCCUUCUGCUUCCAGUACGCCAGGGGAGAGAAGAAACCUCGCUUCAAGAUCUUCACCCCCUACUUUAACUACAUGCACGAGUGCUUUGAGAGGGUUUUCUGUGAACUCAAGUGGAGGAAAGAGGUGGAGGAGGCUACAGACAAGGACAACAGGAAGUGCAGCAGAGAUGGUAUGUGUAGUAAGAAUAUCUUCCAGCUGUUGAGACACAGAAAGGAUGGAGACACCCAGGAGGGAGAGCUCAUCACCUCCUAGAGCUCGUCCUCCUGCCCUGUGUCCAUCUCCACCACAACCAUCCAUGCACCACCACAACGUCACCACACUAACCCGCUAGAGACACUACAAAACUGCUGGAAACUACAACCUCCACAGCGCACUGGGCCAGUCUAGACCAGCAAAACUCCCACUACACAUCUGUAAGCACUGACUUUACAGAACAGCCCUGUUAGUGGUCUAUAGUUCCAUCCAGCUGUCUGAUACAAGCACACCACUGACCGUAACAUCAGAAGGGUCCAUGUCUGGAGAUGGCCCAUGUCUGGAGAGGGUCCAUAUCUGGAGAGGCCUUGUGACAGGAGGACAGAGGCCUGAGGAUGUGUUGAGGUCUGCUGCUGGACCAAGCGCUGUGGAAGAGAAGAAGAACAGGAUGAAUGGAAGGGGAGAGGAGGGGCAGAUACAGCAGGUCUGAGGAGGGAGACAAGGCAAGGGGCAGAGCUCUCUCUCUGCUCCUCAGGGUGCAGGGUCUGAGGGGCAGAGCUCUCUCUCUGCUCCUCAGGGUGCAGGGUCUGAGGAGGGAGACAAGGCAGAGUGGAGGCAGGAGCGUUCAUGUUUGUGUCUGGGUGUCAUGGAACUGGGCUGGCAGACAGACAGAAACAAGAGCCUCGCAGAAUGUAAAUAGAAUUCAACUGAUCCACACAGAUCGCCUCUGCUGUUUGAGGCUCCAGUCCGCACACUGGCAGCAAAACGGACUGAAAACACCUAGUUAGGCAGCAAGCAUAUGUCCCGGUGUGAGUUUGUCUGUAGAAGGGAGAAGGGUGCUGUUUUUAGUUCAGAGUUUAACUGUUUUCAGUAUUCAUUCUGCAGCUGUGUAUAGUCAGAGCAGAAUCUGCCCCAGCCCGUGAGCUCUUACCUGAGUCACACCCUCCCUUCAGUGUUGUGUACACAACAUGUGUGUGAAGACACACACUCUGUAUAAACAAACUGCAAAGCACUUUUCCACUCUUCUGAGGACAACAGUAUUAACAGUCUGGCCAUUCUGGACUAUGUUCAAGCAGAUGUUGAGCAGGAUGUUAUAUUUGCAGUUAGUUUAUGUUUUUCUUCUUUAGUAAGGACAGUUUGACACUGUGUGAUGUAAGACCAGACCUAAUGAUUGAAGGUUUAGAAUCCAUAGAGAUGAUUUGGAUUUAUCCAUCUUAAAUUUUUAAUGAUACAAAUAAGGCUGUUAUGUUUAAAAUGGCCUUGCUAGAAUAUAAUGAUUUUUUUUUAAUGUGACUUAGAAAUGCAAUCCAUUUCCUUUACUACUGCAGAUUCGUCGUGAACAUAUAGGUCCACUUGCAUGUGGAAAUCAGGCAUAUUUACCUCAAGUUAUUUUACAAUGCACUAUGGUGGACUUGCAAGUACUUGAUAUGAACAGCAGGGGUCUUCCUCUCCCAGCACCUCCCUGUGAGGCAGUAGCUCAGCUCCCAGGGUGCUGUCAAGCGCAGAGCUCCCAUGGGUCCACCCUCCACUCUGUGAUUUACAGACAGGCCGCCCUUGGCUUUCAUGAGCAGCAUUCUGCUCUGUUCCGGGGUGCAAAGUUAGUCUCCCUCACAGGAGAGUUAGUCCCCCUCACAGGAGAGUUAGUCUCCCUCACAGGAGAGGCUGGUGCCGCAUGAUGACAUCACCACAAGCCCUACAUCAGCUCCUGGCUCCUGUGGAUGAUGUCAUCAUGCUGCGUUCACCUUCCAGAGGUAGAGAUGUUGGAUUUUGUUUUUGGUGACUCGAAGUCUGUCCCGUUGAGAACUGACUGUUGGGGUUUGAAGGAUGUAAAGUUGAAUGUUUUGAGCCCAAGUGUUGCGUCUUCACUCCAGAAUGUUUGAUCUGAGCGGUUUCUACUGGCUGAAAUACAUAGGACUUGGGUGGACUGCCAUUGGCCUGUGUUCCCACCAAUCAUGUCUCCUCUCUCUCUCUCUUUUUCUGAUGUUUUAUUUAUUUUAGAUAAUAGCAAAGCAAACUCGACAUCUCCUAUUGUACAGUAUUUCCACCUGUCGAAUGGUUUGGCUUGAAUAAUCAUGCAAAAAGAAAAGAAAGUUGACAUACAACAGCUGGUUUGUAAUGUUGAAAUGUAAAAUCUAAAAAUGAAGUUGUUUGGUGAUGACGCUUACUGUAAUAAAUUGUAACAUAUUCUUUUAAAUAAAAAUGGAUUUGUUGAUGCGACA
Osmerus eperlanus (European smelt) is the source of this 4073-nucleotide messenger RNA. It is a transcript of the gene snx27b, whose product is annotated as sorting nexin 27b. The record is from RefSeq and is a predicted model, not a curated record. NCBI's taxonomy places the organism in Eukaryota, Metazoa, Chordata, Actinopteri, Osmeriformes, Osmeridae. Gene Ontology annotation, molecular function: protein binding; phosphatidylinositol-3-phosphate binding. Gene Ontology annotation, biological process: intracellular protein transport; endocytic recycling; signal transduction. Gene Ontology annotation, cellular component: early endosome.